Messenger RNA from Guillardia theta CCMP2712, 6513 nucleotides. RefSeq lists its product as hypothetical. Lineage: Eukaryota; Cryptophyceae; Pyrenomonadales; Geminigeraceae. The transcript has 8 exons. Gene Ontology annotation, biological process: fatty acid biosynthetic process. Gene Ontology annotation, molecular function: ATP binding; metal ion binding; acetyl-CoA carboxylase activity. Bases 1 to 6513 code for a protein of 2170 amino acids. The record is from RefSeq and is a predicted model, not a curated record.
AUGGUCUUGCCAAGGAACGUAUCUGCAUCGACGCUUGAGGUGCUGGAUAGUAGCACCAAGGACUGGUCCUCUUUGCAAGAGUAUGUGGAGUGGCAUGGAGGGAACAAGAUUAUAUCUAGAAUUCUCAUAGCAAACAAUGGCAUUGCUGCAGUCAAAUGCAUGCAGUCCUUGAGAAAAUGGCAGUAUGCCGAGCUCGGUAUCGGGGACGCCUUGUGCUUUGUGUGCAUGGCAACGCCGGAAGAUCUCGCAGCGAAUGCUGAAUUCAUACGGAUGGCAGAUGAAAUUGUUGAGGUGCCCAAGGGUUCGAACAACAACAACUAUGCCAACGUUGACCUCAUCGUCGACAUUGCACAACGAAAGGAGGUCGACGCAGUGUGGGCGGGCUGGGGGCAUGCCUCGGAGAACCCUCGCCUUCCUGGCAGCCUGGCAAAGGACAAGAGAGGCGUUGUGUUCCUCGGGCCCGGUGCCAAGGCCAUGUACGCGCUCGGAGACAAGAUAGGCUCCACCAUUGUCGCUCAGUCGGCUGGCGUACCUUGUAUAGAGUGGAGCGGGACUGGCCUCAACAUGGCUUCGCUUCUGGCCAUGGGAGAAUCGGAUGUGCCUGCUGAGAUCUACGAUCGAGCCUGCGUUCACAAUGUGGAGGAAGCGCUGGAAAUGGGAGAGAAGGUCGGCUACCCGCUGAUGGUGAAAGCUUCGGAGGGCGGAGGAGGGAAGGGGAUUCGGAAAGUCACGUCGAGGGAGGAGAUCAAGGACGCGUUCUUACAGGUGCAAGCAGAGGUCGUCGGCUCUCCGAUCUUUCUCAUGCGUCUCUUCUCCGGUGGGAGGCACAUCGAAGUUCAGGUCCUGGCGGAUCAGCAUGGUGAAGUCAUUACACUGCACGGAAGAGACUGCUCUAUCCAGCGGCGGCACCAGAAGAUUAUCGAGGAGGGCCCUCCCGUAGCAGCAGACCCCAACGCCUUCAUGGAGAUGGAGAGAGCGGCAGCGUCGCUGGCCAAGGCUGUGGGGUAUGUCGGGGUGGGGACCGUGGAGUACCUGUACAGAGACGGCCAGUUCUUCUUCCUGGAGAUGAACCCUCGCCUCCAGGUCGAGCACACAGUCACUGAGAUGAUCAACGACAUCAACCUGCCGCUAGCCAUGCUGCUGGUUGGGAUGGGCAUCCCUCUGCACCGCAUCCCUGACGUCCGCACGCUCUACAACGCGCCGGACAGGCACGGAACCUCUUGCAUCGACCUUGAUAUCAGUCACAGGAACCCCCCAAAGAGGCACGUGAUCGCCGCUAGGAUCACGGCGGAGAAUCCGGAUGCUGGCUUCAGGCCCACUAGUGGCUCCAUACAGGAGCUGAACUUCCGGGUCAGCCCGCAGGUGUGGGGCUACUUCUCAGUGUUCGGUAGAGGGGCCGUGCACGAGUUCGCCGACUCGCAGUUCGGGCACAUUUUCUCCUCCGGGAGCACCAGGGAGUCUGCGCGCAAGCACCUCGUCAUUGCGCUGCAGGACCUGACGAUCUACGGAGCCAUCCGCACUACAGUGCAGUACCUGAUCAAGAUGCUGGAGCUGGAGGACUACAAGGAGAACAGGAUCGACACCCAGUGGCUCGACGGCCUGAUCGCCACCAAGAUGAUCAACACCAAGGAGCCGGACGGGCCCGAGCGGUUCCUCGCCAUCGUCUUCGGAGCUGUUGUGAAAGCGCUGGCAGCUCUGAAGCAGCUGAGGACUGAGGCCAUCACAGCGCUCGACUACGGCAGGAUCCCCCCACCCUCCCUGCUCUGCACGACCUUCCCGAUCGAGCUCAUCCUGGACUCCACCAAGUUCUGCCUGGUCGUGACUUGCACUGGCCCCAACAUGUUCGCCGUGAAGCUCAACGACAGCAUCGUGUACGCCGACGCACGUCCCCUGAGCGACGGUCGGCUGCUCAUUUUCGCCAACGGCAAGACGAGCACGGUCUUCACGGACGAGGACAACACGGGUCUGCGUUUGGAGAUCGAUAACAAGACCGUCGUCUUCGAAAAGGAGAACGACCCGUCGAAGCUCCGAGCCAGCACGACCGGGAAACUGGUCCGCUUCCUGGUAGAGGACGGCCGCAGGGUGGAGCCCGGGAUGGCGUUUGCGGAGAUGGAGGUCAUGAAGAUGUACAUGCAGCUCUCAGCGACGCAUGCAGGAGUUCUGAAGCAUGUGGCCAAUGCAGAGUCGUACGUGAAGGCUGGAGACGUGAUCGCCGUGCUAGACCUUGACGACAAGGAAGGGGUCACCACAGCAGAGCUGUUCAAGGGCUCGUUCCCUCCCUUCCUCCCUCCUCACCUUCCCGGGCGCCGCUGCCACAAGAAGCUGCGGGAAGCGCUGCAGCGGGCAGAGGCGAUCAUGGCAGGCUACACUGACCCUGCGAUGAAGGAGGGUGACCUUCAUGCCGCUGUCAUGGCUCAGAUCUCCAGCGCCCUCCACGACCCGAAUCUCCCUUACUAUCAGAUCCAGGAGGCGUUCAACACGGUCAAGGCAGCGCUGCCGAAGCACGUGAUCGAUGAGAUGGAGGACAUCAUCAGCUCCGAGCAGAAGCUGGGGAGCAUGACGCUGCAAUCUGACGUGGCGUCUUGCUCCCGGCUCCUGCUGGACAAGCUUGCCCCCUACGAGUCCGACACGCGGCUCCAGAUGCUGAUCCAGGUCCUCCAGAGCCAUGCCUCGGGGCACGGGUUCUUUGUGUGGCAGACGCUGAGCCCCUUUCUCCAUAAGUACCUGGCGGUGGAGGGGAACUUCAGCGGGAUGCUGGAUGCAAGAGAGGAGGUGAUCAUGAAGAUGCUCAAGGCGGCGACGAUCGAGGCGAAGUCGGAGCAGGGACUCGAGGCCCGGCAGCAGCGGCAGCUUGCGUGCGAGCGCGUGUACGAGGCGCUCCUGACGAGCUUCUCUACCUCCAACGCUCAGUGCAUGCGCGUGCUGAGGGACCUCGAGGAGCUGAGGGGUCAGCCGUACUCAAAGGUUGCGCUCGAGGCCCGGCAGCUGCUGGUGCAGAUCGUGACGCCCUCGAUCGAGAUCAGGCACGAGGUGAUGGAGCAGCAGCUGGUGCAGAUAGUGCAGGAGUGGGGCAAGAGCAACGACACGGACCUGGUCAAGGGCUACAAGAGCUUCGGGCACUACCUCUCCCCCAUGGUCGAGUCGGUGACGUCACUCUUCGAGGAGCUGUCGGCCUUCAUUGGCACUCAGUACCCGCGGGAGAUCCGCAUGGCGGCGCUGGAGCUCUUCAUCCGCCGCUCCCACAGGCAGUACACCAUCGCGUCCCUCUGCAUCUUCGAGGAGGCGGCGACGGCGGGCAAGGAGGUGAUGUGCGCUGAGAUGUGGUUCCAACGGCAGUCAUGGCUGUCGAGCUCGAGCAACCGCUGCGUGCUGGCCAACAGCCACUCGGACGAGGACAUGUCGAGGAGGGGAGAGAAGAGCCCCAGCUCGCAGGAGCCCGCGCAGAGCUCGAGGAGGAGGGCCAAGCCCGAGGAGUGCAGCCAGGAGGGUCUCGACACCCUGCGCUGCUCCCCCUCCCCCUCCAAGACGUUCCUCUCCGACGACGGGCCGGACUCGACGCAGAGCGACAACGGGAUCGACUUCAACGACCCCGUCCACGUGCUCAACCUGAUCCUGUGCACGUCCACCAGGUCCUGCAAGGAUGAGCAGAUCCAGGAGCGGGUGGCCCUGCUUAUCCAGAACCACAAGAUCCUCCUCCUCUCCCUCAAGAUCUCCCGCGUCACCCUUAUCAUCCUCCGGCCGGACGGGGGGUACCCCGCCUUCCACACGUUCAGGGACCGGCUCGACUACCAGGAGGAUCUGAUCUACCGGCACCUGAACCCCCCCCGGGCCUUCAUCAUCGAGAUCGGCAGGCUGAGCGUCAACUAUGACGUGGACCACGUCCUUGACGGGCCCGUCUCGAACCGGCACAUCCGGAUCUACAUCGCCACUCAGAAGAAGAACGGGGAGAGCUCAAGGACCGACAUGAAGCGCUUCUUCGUCCGCUCCAUGGUGCUGGGCCGGGUGAUGGCGGACGCGGAGGACAGCAUCGCGUUCCUCCGUCACGACCUGGAGCAGAUGAUCCAGGAGAGCUGCGAGAGCCUCGCGCUGUCCAAGGGCUACAUCGAAAGGAGCACAGGGAAGGAGGUAGCGUACAACCGUUUCGGCACGCUGCAAAUGUGCAACCACAUGUUCCUCGCCGUCCUCCCUCACCUCCUCCUCUCCCGCCACGAGGCCAUCGCGGUCCUCCAGGAGGUUGCCGACCGUCACUUCCGCCGCCUGCGACAAGUUGGGGUCAUCGAGGUUGAGGUGACCUUGACCUUGAUGGAACAGGAGCACAGCGCACAGGGGCACAUGAGAGGAGGAGGGGCAGGAGGAGGAGGGGCAGGAGGGCAGGAGGGGCCGGGCAUGCAACCGACGAGGCUGCGGGUCGUCCUUGUGAACCCCUCGGGGCACAAGGUGCAGACGAACGCGUACCUGGAAGUGUUCUCGUCCUCCCAGGAGAUCGGGAUCAGCAACUACAUCUUCAAGUCUGUGCCGGUGGACGGGCGACCGGCCGGGGGACCUCUGGAUGGAAAGCAGCUGUCUACUCCCUACCCUCCUAUAGACCAGCUCGAGCUUCGGCGGCUGAUGGCGAAGGGGAAGGAGACUACCUACUGCUACGACUUCAUCACCGUCUUCGAGAAGGCCGUUGCCAGCAUGUGGGAGGACUACGCGCGAGCGGCGCACCAUGAGAAGAUGCAGGCAGUAUCCAAGAGUUCAACUCCUGACCACAAGUUCGAAGUCACCGAGCUCGUCAUCCGCCCCCCCGGCCUCAACGACGUCGCCAUGGUGGUCUGGAGGGUGUCGGUCACGACGCCCGAGUGUCCCAAGGGCAGGGAGUUCAUCCUCAUAGUCAAUGACGUCACCCUUCAGAACGGCAGCUUCGGAGUCAGAGAAGACCAGGUCUUCCACCUUGCCACCUCUCUCGCUCAGGAGGAAGGCAUUCCUCGCAUCUUCGUCGCCGCCAACACAGGCGCGCGCAUCGGGCUGGUGGACGAGGUCAGGAACAAGUUCCGCGUGCAGUGGAAGGACCCUCUGAACCCGAGCUCGGGCAUGGAGUUCCUCUACCUCGACGAAGAUACGGUGGACGUGCUGGUCAAGAGGGGGAUGGCGCAGGUGGAGGAGGUGACGGCGUCGGACGGGACGAGGAGGAGCAAGUUGGCCGCUGUCAUCGGGCCCGACGGGAUCGGAGUGGAGAACCUGAGGGGGUCGGGAAAGAUCGCCGGGGGCACCUGCCGGGCGUACCGGGACAUCUUCACACUGACGUUCGUGUCCGGGACGAGCGUUGGGAUCGGGGCGUACCUGGUGCGGCUCGGGCAGCGGGCGAUCCAAAAGGGGCCGCCGAUCCUGCUGACUGGGGAGGCGGCGCUGAACAAGGUGCUGGGAAAGAAGGUCUACACGUCGAACUACCAGCUGGGGGGGACGCAGAUCAUGUGGAGCAACGGAGUAGCGCACGAAGUGGUGUCCAACGAUCUCAUGGGAGUGCAAGCCAUCAUGCGCUGGCUGUCGUACGUGCCCGCGCGGAGAGGAGGAGGACCUUGUGUGCUGCUGUCUCCCUCGAGGAAGCUCCUGGACCCCAUAGAGAGAAAAGUUUACGAUCCCAGGAGGGGCCCCGACCCGCAGACCGUCUACGACCCGCGCAUCCUCCUGACGGGAGCGGUGGACGCCAUCGGCAAGUGGCGGGGAGGGCUCUUCGACAGGGACUCAUUCCACGAGUCGCUCGACGGGUGGGGCAUGACGACCAUCUGCGGGAGGGCGAGGCUGGGGGGCAUCCCAGUCGGCGUCGUCCUGCCGGAGAUGAGGAGCGUCAACUGCACCCACCCCGCGGACCCCGCGGACCCCGACUCCAAGGAGCAGAACGUGGUGCAGGCGGGGGGUGUGUGGUUCCCGGACUCAGCCUACAAGACGGCGACUGCGAUCCGGGACAUGAACCUAGAGGAGCUGCCGCUGUUCAUCCUUGCCAACUGGCGCGGUUUCAGCGGGGGGAUGCGUGACAUGUACGAGGAGAUCCUCAAGUUCGGGUCCAUGAUCGUGGAGAACCUCGUCGACUACUCCCACCCCAUCUUCGUCCUCGUCCCUCCUGGGGGCGAGCUGAGGGGGGGUGCCUGGGUGGUGAUCGACCCGACCAUCAACCCGGAGCAGAUGGAGAUGUACGUCGACCCUUCAGCGCGAGGAGGCAUCCUCGAGCCCUCGGGCAUCGUCGAGAUCAAGUACAGGAGGAACCAACUGCUGGAGACGAUGAGCCGGCUCGACCCGGAGGUCGCCUCGCUCAGCAUGCAGCUGACGACUGCCCCGGAGCACGAGAGGAGGGGGAUCGCGAUGCAGCUCAAAGCCAGGCAGGAGCUCCUCCUCCCCCUUUACCUCAAGGUCGCCGAGCACUUCGCCGACCUCCACGAUGUUCCUGCUCGCAUGCUCGCCAAGCGAUGCGUUCACGGCAUCGUCGACUGGACGUGGAGCAGGCAGUUCUUCUAUGCUCGCCUCGCCGUCGCCUAG